UUAGGUAAAUCCUUCCACCACGAGACCACAACCCUUAUAAAUAAGGAUCUCAUAAAGUUAAAAGCAUUGAGUAUUAAUGAAUGUGAAUCUGAAUCCGAGUUUCCUUCGAUUUCUCAGAAUAACAGCUUGCGCGAAAGUUCCAUAUUCCUAUCAAAAACUUCAACAUUUACAAAUGCCAUGAAAAUGCCAAAUGCAUACUAAAAUUAUUGCGAAUAAUAUUUUAUUUUCUUAGUAAUAUGCCGUACGGGAUAAUGAGACAGUUACUUUCAAACGAAUAUGAUGAUUUGUACGACACGAUACUUAUUGAGAGUUAUUUUAAUGAGACGACACGAAUGGGGAAGCCCCUGCAACCUGUGAUAGUCGGGCUAACUCCAACCAAAUUAGUAAUCGCAUGCGCCAAGAUAUUCAAAAGCGGCCAUUGGGGCCGGCCAAACCAAGCAUGGAGCCACCACCAAAUGGGAAAGUGGGAAAUCACGUCACUAACUGAAAACAUGGAAGUAGAGUUAAACUCAAUGUGCCCGUUAGACUCAGUCAAUUUGAGCAUCUUCAAGUUUACAUCUAGACAGUCUCUGAAAGCUAAAUUCAUCAAUAACAAAUGCCGCUAUUUCGAACUUGGAGCUAUUGAAAAACGAAAGAUAUUCUGGAAACUGUGGUGUUUGCAUGUUGGAGAACUGAAUAGUUCUUCCAGGUUAUGGCCUUACAAGGAAAGUGAUUCUGGAAUGACCCCAUGUGAACCGGACAAGGAUUCGGCCAAGUACAGCACUGAGACACAUGAAGAAUGUAAAAAGACAGGCCGGUGGCUGGACAAAUAUUUGUAUUUGGGUUCAAAGAGGGUGGCAGACGACGAUUUGUUCACGCCUGUCGCUUUGCCGGGCCUCGGGAACCUAGAGUUCCUGUACAAGAACCAGUUGCUAAGUUUCUCUGACACCUCUGAGGAUGGGAAGGUUUCUCUGAACAGGAGCCUGUCCAACGAGUGCUACUCGUGCACCUAUAGCGGGGAGCCCACAUCUAACGUGACUUACACGUCCCUCAUGACCACGGUUAGUGUCGUUUCGUUUGUUGUUUUGUACAGGUUUGUAGAUUUUGUAAUUUUACCACAGAGAUACGGAGAAAUAAUUAAAAUUCAAAUACUUAGUACCUAAGCAUUGGGUGACUCU
Messenger RNA from Plutella xylostella (diamondback moth), 1157 nucleotides. RefSeq lists its product as uncharacterized. Lineage: Eukaryota; Metazoa; Arthropoda; Insecta; Lepidoptera; Plutellidae. The record is from RefSeq and is a predicted model, not a curated record.